AUGGCAAUUUUUCGUAAGAAUAAUAUCACCAAAAUUGUAUCAACCUCAAAUCAAACAGGUUUUAAAAAGUAUAGCGCAGCUUCACCCUCCCAAUCUUAUGGAUUCCAAAAUAACCGUGUUUCAAUAUGGCCUUUCCACCACAAUGAUAGACCGAUCAUAGUUUACCCACCAAAAGGAUCUUAA
This is a messenger RNA of Dictyostelium purpureum, 183 nucleotides long. RefSeq lists its product as uncharacterized. The transcript has 2 exons. The coding region runs from base 1 to 183 and encodes 60 amino acids. NCBI's taxonomy places the organism in Eukaryota, Evosea, Eumycetozoa, Dictyosteliales, Dictyosteliaceae. The record is from RefSeq and is a predicted model, not a curated record.